CAUGAGCCUGCAGGCACCCCCCUCUCACUCCUAUGCUCAUCCCUACUCUCAUCCCUACGCACGCACACUGGCCCAUCCUCCUCCGGAUCAACAUCGCAUCCACAGCCCUUCUUCUUCCUGCUCUCGCUCCUGCUCCUGCUCCUCUUUUCUUUUCCCCCUUUCAUCUUUGUUGCCAAUAUCGACACUCCAGCUUUCUUGCCCUCCGUAGUAGUUCCUAAUAUUGUUCCUGAUCUCCACCACUAGCAUCAACUGGUCGUAUCUUCCAUUCGUGCUCCGUCCGGCGUCCUUUUUCUUUUCCCUUUCUUGUAACCCAACCCCCACGAACCCAUCAACCGACCCAUUCUCGCUUUCUCGCACUCUGCUGUGCUUUCACUCCUUCACUCCUUCACUCCUUCACUCCUUCACUCCUUCACUCCUUCA
Molecule: messenger RNA, 420 nt
Organism: Gamsiella multidivaricata
Lineage: Eukaryota; Fungi; Mortierellomycota; Mortierellomycetes; Mortierellales; Mortierellaceae
Exons: 1
Source: RefSeq, a predicted model, not a curated record